Molecule: messenger RNA, 3338 nt
Organism: Aphidius gifuensis
Lineage: Eukaryota; Metazoa; Arthropoda; Insecta; Hymenoptera; Braconidae
Product: fatty acyl-CoA reductase wat-like
Exons: 9
Coding region: 1360-2970 (536 amino acids)
Biological process (GO): long-chain fatty-acyl-CoA metabolic process
Cellular component (GO): peroxisome
Molecular function (GO): alcohol-forming very long-chain fatty acyl-CoA reductase (NADP+) activity
Source: RefSeq, a predicted model, not a curated record
AUGUUGGAAAAAAAAGAAGAAACAAACACUGUCGAAAGAGCUCUGCAUUUUUUAUUUAAUUUAUAAAAUGCAAAUUGGUAAAAAAAAGCAAUUUUUUGCCUUUUUGGUAAAAAAUUAUUUAAGCUUAUCUAUUUGUUAACGAAUGUUGAAAAUCAAUUCAAGUCAACAAAGUCCAUCAGUUUUGUCUCCCACUCAACAAUAAUAAUAACCUGUUUUUGUUAUAAUAAUAUUGUUUUUUUUUGUUAUCAAUUUUAUUGAGAUUAUAACGUAUUUAUUGAAAAAGAAAUUUUUAAUUUAUUAGUAUCUAAAAAAAAAAAAAAAAAUAAACAACAAUUGCCAAUUUUUUUCUGAAUUAAUAUAAGAAUAUUUUUUUAUUGUAAAUAACAAAAUAAUUGUCCAUGUAAAAAUCGAUAAAUGUUAAUAAUUAAAAGGCCUAAUUAAAUACCUUAUAUAGAAGCAUUUAAAAUAUUUUAAGUUAAUAUUACUAUUGUAUAAAAACCUAUUAUAAAUUGACUUGUUGAACUGAGAAGUUAAAUUUUUGAUAAUUUAAUUAAUUAAUUUAUUGAAAAAUAGAAAAUCAAUAACACUGAUAAGUUAAGUUAAGUCUUAUUUUUUGCCUCAGAAAAAAAUGAAAAAAAAAAAAAAAAUUUAAUAAUUCAUAUUCAACGGACGUCAUAGAACUCAUAUUUUAAAAUAAUAUUAUUAGACAAUUGAAGUUUGUGAAUUAUAUAUUCAAUAGUCAUUCAGGGGUGAGAAAGGAAUUGACCCGGAAUGAACUUAUUAUGCUCAUUUGAAUGAUAAUAAUAUUGGGCUUGGUCGAGGCUACUAGAAAUUUUUUUGAAAAUGUUUAAAUAAAAAAAAAAAUUAAUUAAAAUACAAAUGAAUAAAAAAAAAAAAAAUCUGCAUUUCAAAUUUGUUUGUUUGUCGAAGGUUAUCUGUUUAUCUGUUUACAAAUAAAUUUAUUAAACUUUUUAAAUAAAAUAUACAAUUGGCUAUCUAUAGAGUGUAAAAUAAAUAUGCUAGUCACAAGAAUAAUUACGAAGUUCACCUUACAAAAAAAAAGAAAAAAGAACAAUAGUAUUUCUUGGUGGUUAGGCUUUGACCUCCAAUGGCUUAUUCGUUUUUAAUUUUUUCAAUUUUGACGUGGUAACAAACGGCCAGAGCAUUUACUCAGUCGUUGAUUGUUCGUCAACGAAAUUACUUCAAUCAAUAAAUAACUCUCUCUAGAUGACUUGCUAAUAAUUAUUUAAGAUUAUUAUUAUUUUUUUUUUUUUACUAAUUUAUCACAAAAAUUUUACUGAUUAAUUUUGUUUAGUUUACUAAAUUUAAAUUGAAAAAAUUAUAAACAAAUUUGUCAUUAUGGAAAAAGAAGUUAAUACAAUACCAGUUGAUUCGUCAAAUGAAAUCAGUCACGUUGCAGAUUUUUUUACUGGAUGUAAUAUUCUUAUUACUGGUGGAUCUGGUUUUGUUGGAAAGCUACUAGUUGAAAAAUUAUUACGUUCAUGUCCAAAUCUCAAUAAAAUAUAUCUACUCACAAGACCAAAAAAAGGUAAAUCAUCGAGCGAACGUUACAAAGAACAAUUUGAAGAUGUUGUUUAUGAUAGAUUAAAAUUAGAACAACCAGAUUUUGCAAGUAAAGUUGUAUUGGUUGAGGGCCAACUUGGUGAAAUUGGAUGGAAAAUGUCACAAGAUGAUCGUGAUUUACUUAAAAAUUCACAUAUUGUUUUUCACGCUGCUGCAACAGUUCGUUUUGAUGAAAAAUUACGAUAUGCUGUCGAUAUUAAUAUUCGAGGAACGAAAGAGUUACUUUUGUUUGCACGUGAAAUGCCUCAACUUAAGGCAUUUGUUCAUAUUGGUACAGCUUUUUCACAUUGUGUAUCUAAAGUGAUUGAUGAAGUUUUUUACAAGCCACCAGUUGGUUGUGAUGAGUUAUUGAAAUUAGUAGAUAUUCUUGAUGAUUCUACACUAGAAAAUAUCACUCCUGGAAUAAUUGGUAAAUGGCCUAAUACAUAUGCUUUUACAAAAACAAUUGGUGAGGAUGUCAUUAAAAAACACAGCAAUAAUUUGCCUGUUUGCAUUGUUCGUCCAUCAAUUAUGAUACCAACAUCCGAAGAACCAGUCUGUGGUUGGAUAAAUAAUCUUUAUGGGGCAACUGGUGUUGUUUUUGGUGCUGGUAUUGGAGUAAUUCGAACACUUCAUUGCAAAAUUGAAAAUGUAGCUGAUAUCAUACCAGCUGAUUAUGUCAUCAACAAUAUUAUUGUUGCAGCAUGGGACAUCCAUAAUCAGCAUUCAAUGAAAUCACUUGAAUUUACUGAGAUCAAGUCAAUUGAUGAUAAUGAAAAUGAUCAAGUUGCUGAUGUUGACAUUGAACCACCAAUUUAUAAUAGUGUUUCAUCUUGUCAAAAUCCAAUCACUUGGGGAGAAUACAUGAAAUACAAUGAAGUUUAUGGACUGAAUAUCCCAAGUGCUUUGUCAGUAUGGUAUUACUGUUUUACUUUAAAUAGAUACCUUUGGCUUCAUAAUAUAUAUGUUAUUUUUACUCACCUUCUACCAGCAAUCAUCAUUGAUACACUUGCAAGAUUAACAGGAAGAAAACCAAUGCUACUUGAUACAUAUAAAAAAAUUCAUAAAUUUAGCGGUGUUAUAUCGUAUUUUUGUACUCAACAAUGGCAAUUUCGUAAUGAUAAUGUCAUGAAGUUAUGGAAAAAGUUACCAUCAAAAGAUCGUAAAAUAUUUUACUUUAAUCUUGGCGAAUUGAGCUGGCCAUCAUAUUUUAAGAAACAUAUUCUUGGAGUUCGUUUGUAUCUUUUAAAUGAUCCAGCUGAAACAAUACCUGCCGCACUGAUAAAAUAUAAAAGAUUGAAAUACGCACAUUAUGGUUUAAUGACUGUUGUAUAUAUUUUUGGUAUAUGGUUGGGCUAUCAUAUUUUACGUUUUUAUAUUUCUAUUCUUAAUUAUAUAUUUUUUUAAAUAUGCAUACUAUCAAUUAUAUUAUUUGUUAUAAUGAUUAUCCCAUUAGAUUCUUGAUAAUUAUUAAAAUAUAUGAAAUUAUAAAAAAAAAAAAAAAUUUAGUGAAAUCUUUUUGAAGGGUAAAAGAAAGUGACAAAACAAGGUUUUUUUUUUUUUUUUUUGUCGUGUAAAUUUUGUUUGCGUGGGUGUGUCAUGAAUUUAGCAUACUUUUUACGAAACAUUUAUUAUUUGUUUCUUUAUUAUUCACAACCCACUGUUGGGCAAAAUAAAUAAAUAAAAUGACAAUUUUGUAACCAAAAACCUAUAUUUUUGAGCUUAAAUUUUCAGGAAACGUUUGAACCAAAAAUCCUGGUUAGUAUGUAGACAAG